Dermochelys coriacea (leatherback sea turtle) is the source of this 1468-nucleotide messenger RNA. Its product is annotated as serotriflin-like. The transcript is spliced from 8 exons. The record is from RefSeq and is a predicted model, not a curated record. Lineage: Eukaryota; Metazoa; Chordata; Testudines; Dermochelyidae. Bases 148 to 870 code for a protein of 240 amino acids. Gene Ontology annotation, cellular component: extracellular region.
UUAUUAAAUCUGCGGUGACGCUGAGUCACCUUGCCAAAGCAGGAAAGAGGUGACCUAUAUAUCAUGCUCCAGUGAAGAAAUCCAUUCACUUCCACCAACUCUUGAAACGUGCAGAAGACAUUUCCUAUCUUCCCAGAAAGGAAAGAGAUGAUUCUGCUGGCUGCAUUCCUCGGCCUGGCUGCUGUGUUGCAGCCAUCCACUGGACAGACUCCAGAUUUAACUUCUCUGUCAACUGACAACGCAAAUCAACAAAAGGAUAUUGUUGACAAGCACAAUGCCUUAAGGAGAGGGGUGAUGCCAACCGCUAGGAACAUGCUGAGGAUGGAAUGGAGUCCUGCAGCUGCAGAGAAUGCCAAAAGUUGGGCAAAUGAAUGUACUUUAUCCCACAGUCCCCAAAACAGAAGGACAACUACAGUGGGCUGUGGCGAAAAUCUCUACAUGUCAACUGCACCCAAUUCCUGGUCAGAUGCAAUACAAGCCUGGUACAGUGAGGUGGAAAAUUUCAUGUAUGGCAUUGGGCCAACCACACCAGGUGCAGUCAUUGGCCAUUAUACUCAGGUGGUUUGGUACAAGUCUUACCAGAUUGGCUGUGCAAUUGCCUUUUGUCCUCAGAGAUUUUACAAAUACUAUUACGUUUGCCAUUACUGUCCUGCGGGGAAUUACAGAAAAGUAAUGAGCACACCUUAUAAAUCAGGGCCAGUGUGUGGAGAUUGCCCUAAUGCUUGUGACAAUGGACUAUGCACCAAUCCUUGUAAGUAUGUGGACAUUUACGCAAACUGUCCUGAUUUAAAAGUACUCCUCGGAUGUACAAACCCCAUGAUCAAGAAAAUAUGUCCUGCCUCCUGCCGUUGCACCACUGAAAUAAAAUAACAGCCUCAGAUUCCUCCCUUCAUGAAAAUUCUUCUUUUUAAUGACAGCACCAUUUAGAAAAUCAGGGUCCCAUCUUGCAGCCCUUAUAUAUGAAAUCCUACUGACUUCAAUGGGGUUACUCACCUGAGUAAUUGCUGUAGGAUCUGACCUUUCAUCUCAUGUUUUUUCCUGCUUUAAUUCUUUGUUUUAAAAUGUAGUAGAUUUUUCUUCCUUGCCUGAAAUUCAGCAUUGUACAUACUAGACUUGUACAACAUUGAAUGACUGAGAUUUCGUCUUUAUCAAUAUCAACUUCAUCCUUCACAAAAUACCAUCUAAAGGUCACUUCCUGUCAAGAUAUACUUGUGGUGUCCUUAUUCUGAAAAUAAUCCCAUUGAUACAAUGGGCCAGACUUCUCCCUCGUCAUUCAUGUUGAGAGCCACCUUACUGCACAAUCAAUGGGAUCAGUAAGUCUAUUCUUGAAAAUCAUUAUCACACAAGGAAGGAAGGAUUAUGAGAUAGGGAAAUGUUCUCCUAAUAACAAAUAGAGAGCUGUCACCUGAAUUACUUUCAAAUCAUUUGUCAUUUCUGUGUUACUCAUUAAAUUACUCAUUCAAUACUG